AUGCUGCUCACAAAACUUGCGCCCAUGAGGUCUGCAGCACGUCACAUGCCGUUACUGUGCAUCCCACUUCAUACCGCUCGUCACACUGCCACUGUGGGUGCGAGCGGCGCCUCUGGGCGUGUAGGGGAGGACCACCGCCACAGUUCAUUGGAAGAGACUUUACUUCAUCCUCCUUUCAUUGGUUCGUCUUCACGCUUCACGUAUGCCUUACCUGCUUUAGACUCCGAUGAUAUAGCGGCUUUGGAGAGGGAAACACUUAACCAUCACGAACCAAACUGCUGGAACGACUACUGCUGUGUCUCCCUUGUGAAACUGCUCCGCUGGUGUGCCGAUAAGUUAUUCCGUGAGCGUUACAUUCACAGGGCUACAAUGUUGAAAGCGAUUGCGCCUGCACCGGCGAUGGCUGGGGCCAUCGUUGCCAACCUGCGGAUGUAUUUGAGGAAAAAGGACGCGACAUAUUUGCCAAGUGACGGCAACUUUUCGUCAGAGGUUCGAGUGCUAAUGGCGCAGAUGGAGUCCCACGCCGCACAUGUCAAUAUCCUCUUGUCAAUGUGCGAGAUAACGACCGUUGAGCGCGUCGCCGCCGUUCUUCUUUAUGGGCUUCAUUAUUUCAUAUUUACCCUUCUAUUCCUCCUGUAUCCGCGAAUGGCGUUUCGGCUUAUGGGUUACCUUAACGAGGAAUCCGUAGUUAUUUGGACGCACAUGAUAAACGACGUAGAGUUGGGGAAGAUUGUUGAGCGACCAAUACCUCGUGCGGCGCUUCAGUACUGGGGACUUCAUCGUUUCCACCACCGCCAGAAACAACAAUCUCAUACAAAGAGCUAUGUCACAGAAAAAGAGGAAGAGGGUAGGAGGGUCAUGCAUAACAAUGAAGCCUCUUCUGCCAACCCCAGUGGUGACGGUGCCGCAGAGAAUGGAGGGGAGGAUGGAGAUGUGUCGAAGCGUGGACUUACGCUGCGUUAUAUGCUGCUGUUAUUGCGCUCGGAUGAGAUGGUCUGGCGCGACUCAUGCCACGCGGCUGCGGACGCUAUAGACGAAAUGCACGAGGUGCAAUAA
Trypanosoma brucei brucei TREU927 is the source of this 1056-nucleotide messenger RNA. RefSeq lists its product as hypothetical. NCBI's taxonomy places the organism in Eukaryota, Euglenozoa, Kinetoplastea, Trypanosomatida, Trypanosomatidae. The record is from RefSeq and is a predicted model, not a curated record. The transcript has a single exon. The coding region runs from base 1 to 1056 and encodes 351 amino acids. Gene Ontology annotation, cellular component: mitochondrion. Gene Ontology annotation, molecular function: alternative oxidase activity. Gene Ontology annotation, biological process: alternative respiration.